Egretta garzetta (little egret) is the source of this 1230-nucleotide messenger RNA. It is a transcript of the gene HSDL2, whose product is annotated as hydroxysteroid dehydrogenase like 2. The annotation marks the transcript as partial. Gene Ontology annotation, cellular component: mitochondrion. Lineage: Eukaryota; Metazoa; Chordata; Aves; Pelecaniformes; Ardeidae. The transcript is spliced from 9 exons. The record is from RefSeq and is a predicted model, not a curated record.
AGUACUAAAAGUCAACGAUUUACAGGUUUUGCUUUGUUCUCCCCCUUAUUUACCCUCCACUCCCCCCUUCACCAUUAGGAAACUAGCAGGAUGCACUCUCUUCAUUACGGGCGCAAGCCGGGGCAUUGGCAAAGCCAUCGCUUUGAAAGCUGCCAAGGAUGGUGCAAACAUUGUGAUAGCUGCCAAGACAGCUGAGCCCCAUCCUACUCUUCCAGGGACUAUCUACACUGCUGCAGCAGAGAUUGAAGCGGCCGGAGGAAAGGCUUUGCCAUGUGUUGUUAAUGUGAGGGAAGAACAGCAAAUUAUUAAUGCCGUGGAGAAAGCUGUGAAGACUUUUGGAGGAAUUGAUAUUUUGGUGAACAAUGCAAGCGCCAUCUCUUUGACUGGCACUUUGGAAACAGAAACGAAGAAGGUCAAUCUUAUGAUGGAUGUCAAUGUACGAGGAACCUACCUUACGUCUAAGACAUGCCUUCCCCACUUGAGGAAAAGUAGGAACCCCCAUAUCCUGAACCUCAGCCCACCGAUGAAUCUGAAUCCCAUGUGGUUCAAAAAUCAUUGUGCUUAUACCAUUUCUAAAUAUGGGAUGUCCAUGUGUGUCUUGGGAAUGGCAGAAGAAUUUAGAGGAGAAGUUGCUGUCAAUGCUUUAUGGCCUAAAACAGCCAUACAUACAGCAGCUAUGGAUAUGCUGGGAGGAUCUGGAAUAGAAAAACAGUGCCGGAAAACGGACAUCCUUGCAGAUGCUGCAUACUGCAUUUUAACAAAACCAAAAAGUUUCACUGGAAACUUCAUUAUUGAUGAAGUUCUGCUGAGAGAAGAAGGAGUUAAGGAUUUUGAUGUCUAUGCAAUUGCACCAGGUCACCCCCUGAUGCCUGACUUCUUCUUGGAUGCUGAAACUGACAUGACAGCCACAAAACAAGGAUAUGGUGCUUCCCAGGCAUCCAAAGAGGAGUUCUUCUUUUUAGGUAAACUAAAGCCAACCAUGGCCUUCAUGUCAGGGAAAUUAAGGAUUAAAGGUAACAUGACACUAGCAAUAAAGCUGGAGAAGAUGCUGACACAGCUGAACUCUAAACUGUGAGGGGAAAGCCUUACUAGCGGAACAGUGGCCUUUCAUAUAUAGCUGCAAUGCUGUUUUAAAAUGGUAGUCCUCGUUUUUCUCUGAUGCAAUGUAAGUAUGGAUAAAAUGUGAGAAUUUUUUUAGAGAAGAAGUAACUUUGAUUAAGACAAGAAGAU